Molecule: messenger RNA, 1437 nt
Organism: Bombus pyrosoma
Lineage: Eukaryota; Metazoa; Arthropoda; Insecta; Hymenoptera; Apidae
Product: tigger transposable element-derived protein 2-like
Exons: 1
Coding region: 1-1437 (478 amino acids)
Cellular component (GO): nucleus
Molecular function (GO): DNA binding
Source: RefSeq, a predicted model, not a curated record
AUGUCGCAAAAACAAAAACGGAAAGUGUUAUCAGCUGAUCAAAAAUACGAAGUCCUUAAGUUGAAAGAAAAAGGUGUGGAUCGAAAAAACGUAAUACAAAAGUAUGGUAUUUCACUAUCCGCCUUGAGCAGAUUAUGUGCAAGCUUCGAUGAGUGUAAAAAACAAUUGGAGACCAACAGAAUGAUUAUUAUCCAUUCCAAAAGAUGUAGAUCAUGGCAACAGGUAACGGAUUUAGAAAGAGUUCUUUACCACUGGUGCAUACAAUGUAUGGAAAAAAACGUAAAAGUAACAGGAACGGAGAUACAGAAUAAAGCUCUGGAACUUAAUAAAAAAUUAAAUCUAUGUCCUCUUUUUAAAGCCAGUAACUCUUGGUUGGUAUACUUCAGAAAAGAUUACGGUAUUACUGAAGCGGAUAUGAUGGAUUAUCUUCCAUCCCCAUCUAAAAUUACAGCGGAUAUCUUCAAAGCUAAUUUUAACAAACUUCUUCAAGACGGGGGAUUCUCAUUGGAGAACGUUUACAAUGUCGUUUACACAGCAAUAUUGUGGAAAGCAGUACCAGAAAAUUCUUUGAUGUUUCGCAGUGCAAAAUCGACAGGAUGCCUAGAAAUGUGCGAAGAUCACGUAACUGCACUUUUUUGUGCAAAUGCUACCGGAUGUCACAAGCUGCCGGUACUAAUAAUCGGCACCGUUCCGGAAACUCUACGUGGAUGCAAUUUCAAUACAAAUACCUACUCAACUAUCUACAGAACAAACACCAAUGCUUGGAUGGACAAUAAUAUUUUCAAUGAGUGGUUUGAGAAAUAUUUCUUAGAAUCAGUUCAAGAAAGACAACAGAAGAACGGGCGCAAGGAGAAAACUUUGUUGUUAUUGGAUAAUGCUAGGUCGUUUCACGAUCUUCAUUAUCUAAAUGAUAAAGAUGAAUUCGUUACAGUUAUGAGUUUUCCACUUGACGUAUCAACACUCAUACAACCAAUGAAUUGUGAAAUAAUUCCAUGUUUCAAGCGUAUGUAUCGAAAAGAAUUCGCGAAAACAUUAGCUUUAUUACCUUUCCGCAAUAGCGCGGAAGAUGUGAUACGCAUGCAUAAGAUAUUAAACAUAUGGGAUAGCUGCCGCAUUGUACAUAAUGCUUGGUCACACAUCGACAAUACAAUACUGAAAAACGCGUGGAACAGUCUUUUGAACCAUGAAGAUACGUGGAUUGAGGAAUACUCAAAAAAGAUGAUAAUUGACGCAUAUGAAACAGUUAAUUUGCUGCGUUACUUACCUGGAUGCGAAUUGUGCGAUGUUUUCGAUGUGUUAAACUGGUUUCAAAUUGAUAACAUACAUAAUAUAGUCCUAAAAGUAUGUACCGACGAAGUUCUUCGAGAUUAUGAAAGCAAUACUUUGCCACAAGAGCACAUACAGAGUGUCCACGAUCAAGCUGGGCCUUCUCAUUAG